This is a messenger RNA of Pongo pygmaeus (Bornean orangutan), 3207 nucleotides long. It is a transcript of the gene PCSK1, whose product is annotated as proprotein convertase subtilisin/kexin type 1. The record is from RefSeq and is a predicted model, not a curated record. Gene Ontology annotation, molecular function: serine-type endopeptidase activity. NCBI's taxonomy places the organism in Eukaryota, Metazoa, Chordata, Mammalia, Primates, Hominidae. Bases 96 to 2357 code for a protein of 753 amino acids. Gene Ontology annotation, biological process: peptide hormone processing. Gene Ontology annotation, cellular component: membrane; neuron projection. The transcript has 15 exons.
GCAAUUUAUGGGAAAGUAAUGGCACAGCUCCAGUUCAGCACCGAAGUGAAGAGCUCUACUGAGGCAGAAUGGAAAGUCGAGCGAGUGUGUGAGCUAUGGAGCGAAGAGCCUGGAGUCUGCAGUGCACUGCUUUCGUCGUCUUUUGCGCUUGGUGUGCACUGAACAGUGCAAAAGCGAAAAGGCAAUUUGUCAAUGAAUGGGCAGCGGAGAUCCCCGGCGGCCCGGAAGCAGCCUUGGCCAUCGCCGAGGAGCUGGGCUAUGACCUUUUGGGUCAGAUUGGUUCACUUGAAAAUCACUACUUAUUGAAACAUAAAAACCACCCCAGAAGGUCUCGAAGGAGUGCCUUUCAUAUCACUAAGAGAUUAUCUGAUGAUGAUCGUGUGAUAUGGGCUGAACAACAGUAUGAAAAAGAAAGAAGUAAACGUUCAGCUCUAAGGGACUCAGCACUAAAUCUCUUCAAUGAUCCCAUGUGGAAUCAGCAAUGGUACUUGCAAGAUACCAGGAUGACGGCAGCCCUGCCCAAGCUGGACCUUCAUGUGAUACCUGUUUGGCAAAAAGGCAUUACGGGCAAAGGAGUUGUUAUCACCGUACUGGAUGAUGGUUUGGAGUGGAAUCACACGGACAUUUAUGCCAACUAUGAUCCAGAGGCUAGCUAUGAUUUUAAUGAUAAUGACCAUGAUCCAUUUCCCCGAUACGAUCCCACAAAUGAGAACAAACAUGGGACCAGAUGUGCAGGAGAAAUUGCCAUGCAAGCAAAUAAUCACAAAUGCGGGGUUGGAGUUGCAUACAAUUCCAAAGUUGGAGGCAUAAGAAUGCUGGAUGGCAUUGUGACAGAUGCUAUUGAGGCCAGUUCAAUUGGAUUCAAUCCUGGACACGUGGAUAUUUACAGUGCAAGCUGGGGCCCUAAUGAUGAUGGGAAAACUGUGGAGGGGCCUGGCCGGCUAGCCCAGAAGGCUUUUGAAUAUGGUGUCAAACAGGGAAGACAGGGGAAGGGGUCCAUCUUCGUCUGGGCUUCGGGAAAUGGGGGGCGUCAGGGAGAUAAUUGUGAUUGUGAUGGCUACACAGACAGCAUCUACACCAUCUCCAUCAGCAGUGCCUCCCAGCAAGGCCUAUCCCCCUGGUACGCUGAGAAGUGCUCCUCCACACUGGCCACCUCUUACAGCAGCGGGGAUUACACCGACCAGAGAAUCACGAGCGCUGACCUGCACAAUGACUGCACGGAGACGCACACGGGCACAUCGGCCUCUGCACCUCUGGCUGCUGGCAUCUUCGCUCUGGCCCUGGAAGCAAACCCAAAUCUCACCUGGCGAGAUAUGCAGCACCUGGUUGUCUGGACCUCUGAGUAUGACCCACUGGCCAAUAACCCUGGAUGGAAAAAGAAUGGAGCAGGCUUGAUGGUGAAUAGUCGAUUUGGAUUUGGCUUGCUAAAUGCCAAAGCUCUGGUGGAUUUAGCUGAUCCCAGGACCUGGAGGAGUGUGCCUGAGAAGAAAGAGUGUGUUGUAAAGGACAAUGACUUUGAGCCCAGAGCCCUGAAAGCUAAUGGAGAAGUUAUCAUUGAAAUUCCAACAAGAGCUUGUGAAGGACAAGAAAAUGCUAUCAAGUCCCUGGAGCAUGUACAAUUUGAAGCAACAAUUGAAUAUUCCCGAAGAGGAGACCUUCAUGUCACACUUACUUCUGCUGCUGGAACUAGCACUGUGCUGUUGGCUGAAAGAGAACGGGAUACAUCUCCUAAUGGCUUUAAGAAUUGGGACUUCAUGUCUGUUCACACAUGGGGAGAGAACCCUAUAGGUACUUGGACUUUGCGAAUUACAGACAUGUCUGGAAGAAUUCAAAAUGAAGGAAGAAUUGUGAACUGGAAGCUGAUUUUGCAUGGGACCUCUUCUCAGCCAGAGCAUAUGAAGCAGCCUCGUGUGUACACGUCCUACAACACCGUUCAGAAUGACAGAAGAGGGGUGGAGAAGAUGGUGGAUCCAGGGGAGGAGCAGCCCACACAAGAGAACCCUAAGGAGGAUACCCUGGUGUCCAAAAGCCCCAGCAGCAGCAGCGUAGGAGGCCGGAGGGAUGAGUUGGAGGAGGGAGCCCCUUCCGAGGCCAUGCUGAGACUCCUGCAAAGUGCUUUCAGUAAAAACUCAUCGCCAAAGCAAUCACCAAAGAAGUCCCCAAGUGCAAAGCCCAACAUCCCUUAUGAAAACUUCUACGAAGCCCUGGAAAAGCUGAACAAACCUUCCCAGCUUAAAGACUCUGAAGACAGUCUGUAUAAUGACUAUGUUGAUGUUUUUUAUAACACUAAACCUUACAAGCACAGAGACGACCGGCUGCUUCAAGCUCUGGUGGACAUUCUGAAUGAGGAAAAUUAAAAUAAGUGUGUGGUCCCAAGUUGGAAAUAUUCAUGCUUCUUCCUUACCCUGCGAUUUUGCCUGUGUCUAAAGUGGUUGUUUUGUCAUGAAUUCUUAUGCUUAUAAUAUCCUUUGUGGUACCUUUUCUUUUUCUCCCUAAACUAUACAUGUGAAGGGGAUGAGCUCAAGCAGGAAGUUCAACUUCCAGAAUUGAUCAUAGGUAUUUCAAAACACAUCUUUCCUCUCGGCACAAGUGAAGUGUUUUGUUCUUUCUGGAGUCACAGUUGACAAAAAGCUCUUACACUACAUUAGAACAUGCAUUAGAGCCCAUUUCAAUUCUCAAAAGAAAAGGGAAAACCUGGGAUAUCAAUUAAUUUGAAAACAUAAUCUGCAAAGAAUGAGAAGGAGACAGAAACUGUUUCUGUAGCUUGUUCCCUGUCUUGUCCAUGUGGUUCUUCGAAUUUUGAUGCCAAGAAAGUAUUUGGUAGGUCUAAUGAAGGAGUUCACUGUAAGACUCAUUCCCUAGAUCUUUCUAUUCCAAAGUGCCACUCAUUCCUGUAGUCAAAAUCUGGUCAUGUUGGUCAAAAGCUGGAUUAUUUAGAUCUAGAAACAGACCUUGAAAUCUGAAUGCUCUGGUUUGAGCAAUUUUCGAACAUUCUUUGCCUGGUGCACCGUGUCUGUGGUGCCAGAGGCGUCCGUGGAUCCAGAGGUGGUUAUGACUCGUGCUGCAUGCCUGGUCUUUCCUGUGUUUCUCCUUCUUCUGAAAGUUUUCUAUGCCUGUCUCCUUUCUCAGCCACAAAAUAAAUGUUGGGAGAAAUGAUUUAUACCACUUUCCCAGAAAAAAUAAAACUUACAUUUGGGACUUGGCAAA